GAUCUUUGUACUUGAGUAGUGGUUGGCGGCCGAUAUGUGUAAGCGAUUUGGGUAGUAGUGAUGUUUGUAGUGGUUACCAUCUGAUGUUGUGUGUAAGGGAGAGCAAUGACAGGAAAGAGCAGAAACUGGGUUCGAAUCGAAGCAGAUAUUGUGAAAGGAAGAGAAGAAGGAAACUGGAAGAAGCUUAUAGAACUUGCCGAACAUUUAAAAUCUAGGUCACCUAGCUCAGAAUGCCUGGCUCACUUCCUCAUCGGUGAAGGAAAAUUGGAGUCCUACCUCGAAGCAUUUCCUCCUGUUGAACAAAACAACAAUAAGGCACGAUCAGGAUUGUCUGAAGCAAAACGGUAUUUGUUGAGUACAGUAGGCGAGCAAGGGAAACAGGCUGGUUUCCUACUUCUUGAUGUCUUUUUACUACUUGGAAAAACACACUAUGCAAUGGGUCAUUAUGAAGAGGCACUAGAUUAUUACAAUCAAGCAGAAUUGCAGUCGUUAACAGAAAAGCAUUUACCUAGUCGGAGUCUAAGAAUUGUCGCCGAAUCAUAUGCUAUUAAAGGGAUGUGCUUGGAAAAAGUUCCACCUCUUUCGUCAUCCAAGUACAAACAGGCUGAAUGGGAUGAGCAGCGAAUACAGUGUUUUGAACUAGCUGGAGAUUUAACACUAAGAUACCUACAGGAGCAAGACAAACAGCAGCAGCAUUCAUCUACCCCAGGUUCAUAUUCACCUCAACCACCGAAUCCAGCAAAACAUAUUGGCCCUAUAUUGGAAACAGCGCUACAGAGAGCACCUAUUCUUUACAUGCAGACUGGAAAGCUUCAGUCAGCUGUUUCACGUUACAGGGUUAUGUUAAGUGCCAUAGAGACAGCCGCAACUCAGAGUCUGCGACUCACACUGACAAGACGACUAGCAGAGGUACUACUUCGUGGUGUUACUGGGAAAGUUUAUGUUAACCCAGAAAGAGACAGCAACAUUUUUCCAAAGAAGAAUAAGGGAGUUGCAGAAAGUCCAUGGAAACCUCGAAGGUACAUAGGUCAGCAUCUGUUUGUUCCCCGUACUGAAAAUGAGGAAAUAAUAUUGUUGUUAUUGAUCAGUGAGGCCAUGGCUGUCCGUGAUGCCGUUUUAAGCCAGUCGCCAGAAUUCAGGGAUGCAAGGAUACAUGCGUACAAAAAUGCUACAGCGGUGUACGAUCUUUUAACAAUAACUCUGGUACGGUGGGGCUAUAUUGACUUAGUUUAUGAGUCAUUUGAACGAGCAAUGAAGUUCUCAUUUGAAGAACCUCAUGUGUGGAUGCAGAAAGCUCUCUGUUUAAUGUCAAUGGGUCAAUACCCUCGAGCUUUAAAAGUUUUGAAGGAAGUGAUACGCCUUUUACCUACGAAGGUCCUUCCAUGUCUGUUAGCAGCUCGUAUUUGCUUUGAACACACAAACCAGUUUGCUGAAGGCCUGCAGUGGAGCUGCCAAGCCCUGUCCAGAGAGACGUCAUCACCACAAAAUCUGGCAUCCCGGUGUCAUCUCUACAUAGGCAUUGGUUACAGUCUGCAGGCAGCAAACACCACAUUAAAGCAUGAGAAACAGCAACUUAUUCAGAGUGCACUUGACUCUUUUCACAGGGACUAGUUUAUCAUUAUUUGGGAAAUCAGAGAUUAGCAGAGAAAACACUGAGAGAUGCUGCCAGAAUUGAUCCAUCAUCGUACCAGACAUGGUACAAUUUGGGCUGUGUUCUGGAAUCAAUGAAUGAGUUUGAUUCAGCAAGUGAUUCCAUGGCUACUGCCUUAGAAGUGGAAACAACUAAUCCAAUUUUACCAUAUUCUUCAAUACCAUUGACUUUUGAAUGACAAUUAUGAACAACAUAGAAUAUGUGAAAGCAAUAACGUGUUAUUUUGCUGAAACGUAUAUUACAUAAAGCUUUCCCUGACUAUUAUAUAUAAAACGGUGAUGGCAUGACAAUGCUGUUGGGGAUUUUGAUAAAUGGUUUCAGCUGGUGUCAAUGUAUUUGUUUGUGAUAUAGUACAUGUAAAUCCAUUGUAAGAUGAUUAUUUUAAACAGAAUAUCCGUGACAGCUGAUGUGCUAGUGCAACACUUUGACUCCUAUCAGUCAAGGUUCAAAGCUUGCAAAACAAGUCAUAACUAUGUAGUGAAAGUACUGCAAGAAUGAUGACAGAAUUUACAAUACUGAAGUUCAUUAUGUGCUACAUUAUAGCUGAUACAAAGGUGAAAAAUUUUACUAGUUCCUUCAACUGCAUGCCAUGAAUGUCUGACUAUACCACCACUAGUAUCUCCUUCCUAGUUGUCUUAUGGGUAUUUGAAAAUAUUGUGGUGACUUCCUGAUAAAUGGAAAAGAAAGUUGUUGUGUUAAUUCAAUAUGAGAGAACUUGUUAAAUUCUCUUAAACAUAUUUUGUGUCAAAUUUCUGCAAUGUACAAUAUGCAAUAUUCAAUUUCCUGUCAUGUACAUGUGUACAUAGUCCUACCCGUUUUUGCAUGGGUUAUUCAGCAAGUUAUACUGUUUAUAAUACUCUGUUGAUUGUAUGUACAGUUAUUUAUUCCUGUAAAUUAUAUGUAAAAUAAUCUGCUGUUUUGUUUACAACUUGUUUGUAAAAGUAUAAAAAUUGUUGUUAACCAGAUCAUCUGUUUUGUAAAAUAUGUAAAUAAAAGAUGAACUGUUAAGUUUCUAUUUAAA
Schistocerca gregaria is the source of this 2672-nucleotide messenger RNA. Its product is annotated as tetratricopeptide repeat protein 7B-like. Gene Ontology annotation, biological process: protein localization to plasma membrane; phosphatidylinositol phosphate biosynthetic process. Gene Ontology annotation, molecular function: protein binding. The record is from RefSeq and is a predicted model, not a curated record. Gene Ontology annotation, cellular component: plasma membrane. NCBI's taxonomy places the organism in Eukaryota, Metazoa, Arthropoda, Insecta, Orthoptera, Acrididae.